Messenger RNA from Acomys russatus (golden spiny mouse), 3020 nucleotides. RefSeq names its product male germ cell associated kinase (gene Mak). Gene Ontology annotation, cellular component: cilium; cytoplasm; nucleus. The coding region runs from base 380 to 2323 and encodes 647 amino acids. Gene Ontology annotation, biological process: cilium assembly; intracellular signal transduction; intraciliary transport. The record is from RefSeq and is a predicted model, not a curated record. The transcript has 15 exons. NCBI's taxonomy places the organism in Eukaryota, Metazoa, Chordata, Mammalia, Rodentia, Muridae. Gene Ontology annotation, molecular function: ATP binding; protein serine/threonine kinase activity.
GAAACACACACGGAGCUUCACAAGGGAGCGAACAAGGUAAACUGCGGGCGCCGGCGGGUAAUCCCGAGCAGGCUGCGGGACCCAGCCCAACCUGAGCUUCGAAGUCGCCCGGCAUGUUGCCUCGGCGCCCCGACCAGCCAGGGCCACUCUCCGCCAGGAGGCGGGACCUGGACACCGGGUGUCCAUAAGAAUGGAUGCAGUGUCUCUUUGCCAGAUUCCUUAUUGCUGUAUCUUCUGAGCCUGAGCGAUCUGGAGGAAGAACCAUAUUUAACAAUGACGACCCUGUCAGCAGUGUAGCAGCGAGAAGGAAAAGGACCACAAAGAAAUAAGUAGGAAGAUAUCUCCAUCAACAGCCCCUGCGGCAUUCCCUUUUCCCAAGAUGAACCGAUACACAACCAUGAGACAGUUGGGGGACGGCACGUACGGGAGUGUGCUCAUGGGCAAGAGCAAUGAAUCUGGGGAGCUGGUGGCAAUCAAGAGGAUGAAGAGAAAGUUCUAUUCUUGGGAUGAGUGUAUGAACUUGCGAGAAGUUAAGUCCCUGAAGAAACUCAAUCAUGCCAAUGUGAUUAAGCUAAAAGAAGUUAUAAGAGAAAAUGACCAUCUUUAUUUUAUAUUUGAAUAUAUGAAAGAAAACCUCUAUCAGCUAAUGAAAGACAGAAACAAGCUGUUCCCCGAGUCAGUCAUCAGAAAUAUUAUGUAUCAAAUCCUGCAGGGGCUGGCAUUCAUCCAUAAACACGGCUUUUUUCACAGGGACAUGAAACCUGAAAACUUGCUUUGUAUGGGUCCCGAGCUGGUGAAAAUUGCUGAUUUUGGACUUGCAAGAGAAUUAAGAUCACAGCCACCAUACACUGACUACGUGUCUACCAGAUGGUACCGUGCUCCUGAAGUUUUACUGAGAUCUUCCGUGUACAGCUCACCCAUUGAUGUGUGGGCUGUGGGAAGUAUAAUGGCCGAGCUAUACACAUUUAGACCGCUUUUCCCAGGGACGAGUGAGGUUGAUGAAAUCUUUAAAAUUUGCCAAGUGUUAGGGACUCCCAAGAAAAGUGACUGGCCAGAAGGACACCAGCUUGCAUCCUCCAUGAAUUUCCGCUUUCCCCAGUGCGUUCCUAUAAACCUGAAAACUCUCAUUCCCAAUGCCAGUAGCGAGGCUAUUCAGCUUAUGACAGAAAUGUUGAACUGGGACCCAAAGAAACGACCAACUGCGAGCCAGGCAUUGAAACACCCAUAUUUUCAAGUCGGUCAGGUAUUGGGCUCUUCUGUACACCACCUGGAUGCAAAACAGACUUUACACAAGCAGCUGCAGCCACUGGAGCCAAAGCCGCCAUCCUCUGAACGGGAUCAUAAACUUUUGCCAAACAUAAUUGAUCAUCCUGUUGGGCAACCCCAGCCAAAACAAGGCCACCAACCACUGCAGGCCAUCCAGCCACCACAGAACCCAGCCAUCCAGCCGCCUCCAAAGCAGCAGGGUCCCCAGAAGCCACCACAGACAAUGUUUCCAAGUAUCAUCAAAACCAUGCCAAUGAAGCCAGUCAGCACACUGGGCCUUAAAGGAGCCCGGAGACGAUGGGGUCAGACAGUCUUCAAGUCUGGGGACAGCUGUGAGGACCUUGAGGACAGCGACUUUGGAGCCUCCCAUUCCAAGAAGCCAAGCAUGGGUGCCUUCAAGGAAAAGAAGAAGAAGGAGUCUCCAUUUCGGUUUCCAGAGUCAGGACCCCCAGGCUCCAAGCACACGAAGGGGGAAAAUAGGAAUUUACAUGCAGCUGUUUCCUUAAAAUCUGACACAAACCUGUCAACUGCUUCAACAGCUAAGCAAUACUAUUUGAAACAAUCAAGAUACCUUCCAGGUGUGAAUCCCAAGAACGUGUCUUUGGUAGCCGGUGGCAAGGACCUAAACUCACACGCUUGGAAUAAUCAACUGUUUCCUAAGUCCUUGGGAUCCAUGGGGCCGGACCUUACUUUCAAGAGGAAUAAUGCAGAAGAAAGCAUAAUUAAGCCGAUUGAAAAGCUGUCAUGCUCCGAAAAGUCUCCUGAGCAGCUGGAGGACCCACAAGGAAACCUUGGGAGCUACACUUACGAGCAGAUGAAAUACGUGCCUUCCUUUCUCAAGAAAGAAGUGGGAUCAGCUGGCCAGAGGAUCCACUUGGCACCUCUUGGUGCGACGGCUUCGGAAUAUACUUGGAGCACAAAAGCUGGACGAGGUCAGAUUUCAGGACGAACAUACCAUCCCACAGCAAAAAAUCUCAAUAUUGUGAACCGCACACAGCCAGUCCCCUCGGUGCACGGGAGGACAGACUGGGUGGCUAAGUACGGAGGCCACCGGUAGGAGACGUGGAAGCCCUGAAGCAUUGCUCCACAGAGGACAACCAAGCCCCUUGAUCCUGGGAGAUGUCUACAGAGUCUAUUUCUACCGAAUUCCACAAGAAACACCGAGCCGUGGGUCCCUCACAGAGCAGACAUCAGCUCCCGUGUCCUUCCUUUCCUGGAAAUGCAGUGCGGCAUCUCCAGGCAGUGCCGCUGCAGCACCAUGAAGAGACUUUUGAGCGGGACUUUUCAGAGUAUUGAAUAAACUAUUUGCCAAAGUAUCAAGUAUUUGAUCUACAAAUUACUAGAUGAGUGCAUAGGCUUGUAGAGACUGACUCUGGGGAGUGCCCGAGGCUUCACUCCUGCCCGCUGCAUAUUAGUCUACACUAUUGAGGUUCUGGAACCCUGAAGGGACCGACCGGCCUCUGCUCACUUUUCACAGUGGUGAGGUAGGCCCCUGGGGCUGAGUUUCUGGGCUGGCUUGCCUGAAGCUCUGCUCUCCCACUUGGGCAACAUCAGAACAAUGGUAACUACCUUUCAGAUUUCUCCAUUUGAAACAGAUGAGUGGCCAGGCACAUCUUAGUGAGGUCUCUUUCUUAGAAAUAAACUUCUCUCCAGCCUCUAUCAGAGGAUGCCAGUCUGAUUUUAACACUGUUGUCGGAUCUUGAUCAAACUGUGAACUCACAAGGACCAUCAGACUCCGUAGCCUGGUGCAUUCC